Molecule: messenger RNA, 1980 nt
Organism: Trichoderma gamsii
Lineage: Eukaryota; Fungi; Ascomycota; Sordariomycetes; Hypocreales; Hypocreaceae
Exons: 1
Coding region: 1-1980 (659 amino acids)
Source: RefSeq, a predicted model, not a curated record
AUGGAUACCAACAUCAAAAGUCUAGUAUGCGACUACUGUUGGUCUACUCUCUUUUCUGUCGAUGGUUUCAAAACCGCUUGGGAGUCCAGCUCCUCGACCGAUAUGGAGUCAAAUCCGGGCUACACAUAUACCACUGCUACAUGGCAGGAGAUGGAGCGGUCCGCCAACUUCCUGUGUGGUUGGUGCGAACUUCUCCAAGAAGAAAUCACUCAUUACUACCAUAUAACGCAAUCCAAGAGAGAUUCACGGGGAGCCAUAACUGAGGAAGCGGGAACUCCGCCUGCCAAUGCCAGAUUUUGCUUCACGAUCCGCUUCGGGAAGCAUAACUCACCAGCGUCGCCUUUGUGCGUUCAAAUCUCUAUAGGAGAUUUCCGAUGCAUUUCUCCAAUAGUCUAUACGACAACUGGAAACCCCGCUGCCGAGUUUAUCAAAGAGCGCGGGGUUUUGGAAGAUCAAGAUUCCCCCGAAGCUUACUCUUUGGCGUUGCAAUGCAUCCGAGAAUGCGAAAAGAACCAUCCUCGGUGUCUACCUCCAAAGGCCGAGCGCCUCCCGACUCGCGUCAUUGAUUGUGCCGAGCCUGCAAGACCACGUCUUCUUAUAACUCAAGAUGCGCCGCCUGACCAUUAUGUGGCCUUGAGCUAUGUUUGGGGCGAAGCGCAGCCGCACCGCACGACAAAAGCCACGCUUGGUUCAUACACUGAGAGCAUUGAUACCAAGUACAUCCCCAAGGCCAUUCGUGAUGCGAUUAAAGUCACUCAAUCCCUUGGCCUGCAGUACCUUUGGGUUGAUGCUUACUGCAUUAUCCAAGACUCUAGUGAAGACAAAGCAAACGAAAUUAGUUGCAUCCGAUCCAUCUUCCGGAACGCCUAUGUCACCAUCAUCGCCGCCAAUGCUGGCAAAGUCAGCAAGGGCUUCCUCAACCCCUGUUGCAUAUACAACUCUCCCUGUGAGCUCCCAUUCCGCUGCCCAGACGGUAAUAUUGGAACCAUGAACGUGCAGAAUUUUGAAUUUGGUCCAAAAGAGCCAGUCAACAAAAGAGCAUGGUGUCUUGAAGAAAGGGUUUUGUCUGCUCGGGCGCUCUGGUAUUGCAAUCAUACCCUUCAAUAUGAGUGCCAGACGGGCCACAAGAAUGUCGGCGGUAACCAGAACAUGGCCGAUGGUCAGGACGGACUCCCACGACUUCCAGACCGUAUCUUUACGCCCAAACUUCAUGGUCUGCCCCAGAUCUCUGCCACGGAAGCAGAGAAGGAAGUUGCCACAGCGUGGCGAAAUAUCCUGGGCCUCUACUCGAAGCGCACGCUGACAGAGCCACGCGAUCGACUUGUGGCUCUCUCAGGCGUUGUGGGGUAUUUUGCGGAUUUCUGGUUGAAUUCCAGAUAUCUCGCUGGGCUAUGGGAGCAUCAGCUUCCAGGUUGUCUCCUAUGGUAUAUCACCAAUGCUGCUGUGAGGCCAUUCAAAUACAGAGCUCCGUCGUGGUCUUGGGCAGCGGUGGAUGGCCCUGUUACCUCUCAUUUAGGUGGGAAUGCAUCUCAGAUAUGCAGUGUUGUACGCUGCCAUGUGGUGCCAAAGCGAGACAUUAACAUCAACGGGGAAGUCAUCUCAGGUGUCUUAGUUCUGGAUGUGAUGCUUCAUUUGGUCGUCUGGGAUCCAGUUGAAGGGGAGAUGUUUGACGUUGCGGGCGGAUCAGUGGGAAUUUCCGAUGAAUCGCGCUCGGAACGGGGUGAAAUUGGCUACGCGCAACGCGAUGCAAUUGAACAGGUUUCCAUGGCCACAAGCGAGGUUUAUGCUGCUAUAAUAAUCGAUAAUACCAAUACUUUUCUAGGAAUUAUAUUAGUACCGGUGGCGACAGAGAACAACGUCCCUCGGGCUGAUGCCUUGGCAUCCUGUUCCACAUAUCGUCGUGUUGGGUGGUUCACAGCGCCUUUUGUCAAUAGAGACAUCUGGUUGAGCACGCCUCGUAUGCGUGUACAGGUUGUGUGA